UCUCUUGUAGAUGAAUCGGCCCAUCCAGGUGAAGCCUGCAGACAGUGAGAGCAGAGGAGAAGACCGGAAGCUCUUUGUGGGGAUGCUGGGGAAGCAGCAGACGGAUGAAGAUGUGAGGAAGAUGUUUGAGCCCUUCGGGACCAUAGAUGAGUGCACAGUCCUGAGGGGCCCCGACGGCACCAGCAAAGGGUGUGCGUUCGUGAAGUUCCAGACCCAUGCAGAGGCCCAGGCCGCCAUCAGCUCACUGCACGGGAGCCGGACACUGCCGGGCGCCUCCUCCAGCCUGGUGGUGAAGUUUGCGGACACGGAGAAGGAGCGAGGUCUGAGGAGGAUGCAGCAGGUGGCCAGUCAGCUGGGCGUGUUCAGCCCCAUGACUCUGCACUUCGGGGCCUACAGUGCCUACACACAGGCGCUGGUCCAGCAGCAGGCGCUGGUGGCCCAGACGGCGUACCUCAGCCCCAUGGCCACGGUGGCCGCGGUGCAGAUGCAGCAGAUGGCAGCGCUCAACGCCAACGGGCUGAUCGCCACGCCCAUCACCCCCACCUCAGGGACGAGCACGCCCCCCACCAUCGCUGCCACGCCCGUGCCGGCCCUGCCUGCACCAAUCGGGGUGAACGGCUACAGCCCAGUGCCGGCGCAGGCCAAUGGCCAGGCAGCGUCCGAGGCCAUCUACACCAAUGGGGUUCAUGCUUAUCAAGCUCAGAGCCCGGCAGCUGCUGUGGACCCUCUGCAGCAGGCCUACGCUGGCAUGCAGCAUUACACAGCGGCCUACCCAGCAGCAUACGGCUUGGUCGGCCAGCCGUUUCCACAGCAACACGCAAUCGUUGCCCAGCAACACCAGCAGCCCCAGCAGCAGCAACAAAGAGAAGGGCCGGAGGGCUGCAAUAUCUUUAUCUACCACCUGCCCCAGGAGUUCACCGACUCCGAGAUGCUCCAGAUGUUCCUGCCCUUUGGGAACGUUAUCUCAGCCAAGGUGUUCGUGGACAGAGCGACCAACCAGAGCAAGUGCUUCGGCUUUGUCAGCUUUGACAAUCCUGCCAGUGCCCAGACGGCGAUCCAGGCCAUGAACGGAUUCCAGAUCGGAAUGAAGAGACUGAAGGUCCAGCUGAAGAGACCGAAAGAUGCCAACCGGCCAUACUGAGAGAGGUGGACAGAGGUCAGUACUGAGAGACAGAGUGGACAGAGGUCAGUACUGAGAGAGAAGUGGACAGAGGUCAGUACGGAGAGAGAGAUGGACAGAGGUCAGUACUGAGAGUGAGAUGGACAGAGAUCAGUACUGAGAGCGAGAUGAACAGAGGUCAGUACUGAGGACAGAGAUGGACAGAGGUCAGUACUGAAAGCGAGAUGGACAGAGGUCAGUACUGAGGACAGAGGUCAGUACUGAGAUGCACAGAGGGGAGAGGAGGUCAGUAGUGAAAGAGGGGUGGACAGAGGUCAGUACUGAGAGAGAGAUGCACAGAAAGACCAGUGUAGAGGGAGGGGACAGUAUUAGAUUAGAUUAGAUUAGAUAAGACUUUAUUGAUCCCGAAGGGAAAUGAACAGACUAUGGAUGGAAAGAGGAGGGUGGAGGUGGAGUGAGGGAGAAUGUGUGCAUUUCUGACUACAGUGACAUGUCUAUAGUGACAUGGGGUGAUCUGGGGAUAAGUGUGACUCUCAAAAGGAGGAGGGGCCAAAAGACAAGGGGCAUGUCACUCAAUGCUAACAGGCAAGGCGAUUGGUCACCAAUAGAAGAUGGGGGUGUGGCAAAGUGGGAGGUGGGGCCUUUGUGAAAGAUUGACGUGCCUCCUUAGCCAAUAGAAUUUUACGUGUCCCAUAGGCAUGACUGAUCUUACAAACAAAUCACCCCAUGUCAUCAUGUGUAUUGAAGCCGUAUGAUAGAAGUACGAGACGAAAAACUACAAAAACCCCUUUUUCCCUUUUUUUCUCACUGUUAAACCACGCCCAGCCCAGACAGGGUCCAAUCAUAAAUCGAGACGACAGCGUCGCUAUGACGUUACCCUAGCCAGCCAUUAGCUGUCACGGGAGCCGUAGACCCGCCCCCCUUCCCCCCCUCAGGUGUAAGUUGGCUUGUGUGGUUGCCGUGGCGCUGCCUGGGUCGGCGUGGCGAUUGGCCGUUGCCCCGAGCGACCAGUCAUGCGGGCUGCAUGACGCGUUGCCGUGGAGCGCUGGAUGUGUUGGUGCAUCUUCCUCUGCUCGUCCAUCACUUUCUAUGGCUGUGAGCGUGAAAACGGGCCAGCUGUCACUGUGGAUUUCAAUGUGCCUUGAUCCGUCUCUUGGUUGGUUUAUCAGCACAAGCUCUUCUGUUUCCUUCUCCGUCGUACGGCACCUCCUUUUGUUAGCGGUCACUUUGUUUUUUCGUUUAAUUUGGUAAUUCUGACUUGUGGCAACUCCUCUUCUUCCGAUUGUCGUUGUUGCUGUUCUCACUGUGGAGCCCAGCCCUGUGAAACCGGGCAGCCCCAGAUCCCGGGAGAAUGCGUCCUGGAGACAGAACCGAGCCCAGGACGGAGCAGGCUCGCUCAGCUCCAGCCCCUGGGCGUCUCUGUCCUGGGGCGCGGACGGCGGUCUGGGGGCGCCGGCUUCGUGGGGCAGCGCUCGGUGUGACGAUGAGGAUGCUGUGUGUGAGACUGCUGGCACCUUGUCCCGAAUGUUGCGCCCCUGUGAUGUGUGACCUCACGCUGCUGGGCAUCAUGGGAGCAGCCCCCCACCCCCACAGGCCAGGAGCCGGCCCGGGGCAGGAGACCUGUCCCCUCUCUCGAGUGACCCAGGGCUGUCUAGACUCGUCUGCCUGACUGCCUGUGUGUCUGUGUGACUGUGUGUGUCUGUGUGUGUCUGUGUGAGUCUGUGUGCCUGCGUUAUUGUGU
Messenger RNA from Lepisosteus oculatus (spotted gar), 2861 nucleotides. Lineage: Eukaryota; Metazoa; Chordata; Actinopteri; Semionotiformes; Lepisosteidae. The record is from RefSeq and is a predicted model, not a curated record.